Crotalus tigris (Tiger rattlesnake) is the source of this 618-nucleotide messenger RNA. Its product is annotated as histone H3. Bases 52 to 462 code for a protein of 136 amino acids. Lineage: Eukaryota; Metazoa; Chordata; Lepidosauria; Squamata; Viperidae. Gene Ontology annotation, molecular function: structural constituent of chromatin; protein heterodimerization activity; DNA binding. The record is from RefSeq and is a predicted model, not a curated record. The transcript has a single exon. Gene Ontology annotation, cellular component: nucleosome.
UCAAUCUUCCCUUAAGACUUUUUCUCGCCCACGUUUGGCGCGAACAGGGAGAUGGCCCGGACGAAGCAGACGGCUCGGAAGUCAACCGGCGGCAAGGCGCCCCGCAAGCAGCUGGCGACCAAGGCUGCCCGUAAGAGCGCCCCGGCUACGGGCGGCGUGAAGAAGCCUCACCGCUACCGCCCGGGCACCGUGGCCCUGCGAGAGAUCCGCCGCUACCAGAAGUCCACCGAGCUGCUGAUCCGCAAGCUGCCCUUCCAGCGGCUGGUGCGUGAAAUCGCCCAAGACUUCAAGACCGACCUGCGCUUCCAGAGCUCGGCCGUGAUGGCUCUGCAGGAGGCGAGCGAAGCGUAUUUGGUGGGGCUGUUCGAGGACACGAAUCUGUGCGCCAUUCACGCCAAGAGGGUGACCAUCAUGCCGAAAGACAUUCAGCUGGCGCGGCGCAUCCGCGGGGAGAGAGCUUAAGUCCGCGCUCCUCCAGUUUCGGCCUAUCUCGGAAAAUAAUACGAUACCCAAAGGCUCUUUUAAGAGCCGCCACCUUCGUCUCGGAAAGAGCCGAGUCCAUAUGUCAAGCAAAUCCCAGCGAUUAAGGCGGGUUAAUAAAUGCCGUUUGCUCCUACA